Messenger RNA from Galendromus occidentalis (western predatory mite), 2043 nucleotides. RefSeq names its product myosin-2 heavy chain-like. The record is from RefSeq and is a predicted model, not a curated record. The transcript has 2 exons. Bases 1 to 2016 code for a protein of 671 amino acids. Lineage: Eukaryota; Metazoa; Arthropoda; Arachnida; Mesostigmata; Phytoseiidae.
AUGGCGCAAACUGGGGAUGCGAGUCCACGGUGUGGCCGACAUGGAGAUCUCAAAGCAUCCCGCGAGUCGAUGGGACCAGAUCGAGGAGAAGCAGACCAAGCAGUAGCGGCGGUCGAUACAAGGUUGAUCGAGACUUCAAGUGACAAUAUAUAUUCGAAUUUCAAAUCCAGUCGACAUCGUAGCGUCGGGCCAAGCGCUGAAAGCCAGCAAGUUGAGAAACUCGAGCCGCGGGACCCGGCUGCGUUGGAAUCCGAUCUUCGCAAGCUUCACAAAAAACUUCGGAAGUACGAGCAGCAAUGGAUGGCUAAAGACGCGGAAGUCAAGGAAAAAGAACUCGCCCUCGAGGAGUUACACCUGAAACUCCAGCGGACCGUCGAAGAUUCGAAAGCCGAGCUCGAGAAUCGCGACCGUUACCUGAAUAGUUUACAGGAAAUCGUCGAGGCCCAGGCGGAAAAGAUCCGCGAGGCGGAGGCGCAGCGAGGGAAGCUCGAAUUCGAAGCCAGAGACCUCAGGCUCGAGUUGGAAGAUAUAACCGAAGAACUUCAGCGGAAGAUUUCCAAGAUGGAAGAUCAGCUCCUGCAAUCGGAAGAGGCUCUCUUGAAGAGUUCUGCAGAACAGAAAGAUGCGGUGAUUGCUGAUCUCAGGAAGCAGCUCGCAGACAAGACCAAUGAUUACAAUCGCAUGCAACAGGAGUUGAAAACCUUGGACACUUUCGCGGUAAUGAGGCAGCGUCUGGAUUCAUUGCUCGGUGAAGUGACCUCGUGUCAUCGACAGAUGGAUACACUCACCCAAGGCAUCGUUGAUAGGGACCAGGAGAUCAAAGAGAAGAAUCAGAUCCUUCGGAAACUGACUAAGGAAAUCAACGAUACAACAGCAACCAACGCGGAACUGCAGCGAAAGCUCGACCACAAAGUACACGAGCACCAGGCGCUCCGCGAGAAUUUCCGACGCACCGAAGAGAAACUUUGCGGUAUCGCAAACCAAGUGCUCACCGGUGAGGCGAUUCUCGGUCACAUCGUGGACAAGGUCAUGCCGAAUUCGAAGACCCAACUCGGAACGGAUUCUUGGGAAUCUCUUCCCGACGAGAUUCUCCAGGCGGUAGAUAAUCUGGUCGACGCUGCGUCCAGGACCGACUCGCUGGAGCGAGAGCUGAACGGGCUACGCCGCCUGCUCGAGAAACUCUCGCCGGAAAGCGAAGCCUCCGAAAUCAUGAGCGAAAACACCGAGUCUCUGGAGAUUUCUGAAGUGGCACGAGGAGCGUCUCGGGGUCACCCGGACAAAACUCGAGCGGACAUGGCUCGAACCCUGGAAACGUUGAGAAUCGUCGAGUCAGAGAAGCUCUUGUUGCAACGGGAGUCGCAAGAGAUUCUGGCGGGUCACCUCACGGAGAUAUCGAGCUUGCGGAAGUCGCUAGCUGAGUGCGAGGCCGCUCUCUCGGCCUGCAGAGAAGAGAAUGAGAAGCUGAAAGCCCUCGUCGAUCGUGACCUCGUUCCACCGACCGGGACAGCCGAGACUCCAAAUCAAGUUGAGGAAUUACUGUCGAAAUUAGAGAAUCUCGAGAAAGAGAAAGCGCUUCUCCGAACGGACUUGGCCGAUGUGCAGAAGCAACUCGAACAGGCGAGAGUCGAGAUUCAAAAUAAGACCUCCGAAAUAGAAGGGAUGACCAGAACUUCGUCGAGGCGGCAGAACGACCUGACUCUGUUCGAAGAGAAGCUUCAAGAGCUCAGAGCCAGAUUUGAAUCGAAGCUCCACGCCUUGAGCGACGAGUUGACGAAUUCUGAUAUGGAGAAGAAGUCGCUCGCGGCGAAAGUUUCCACGCUGGAGAAACAGAUCGAAGAUAGCGAGGCCACCUUGAUCAUGUUUCGGAAUGCCGUCGAUCGCCUGGAGAAAGAACUCGCUCUGAAGUCCGGGGAACUGGAGGGAUUGAUGAAAAGACUCGAGGUUUCAAACUAUAGAAAAACUGGCAUAUCAGCUCAGCUCAGAACAUUUUUCCGAAAAAUACGUCCGACAAAAUGAACCGAAUAAAGGGAACGAUACUAACGA